This is a messenger RNA of Ixodes scapularis (black-legged tick), 1588 nucleotides long. RefSeq names its product ataxin-10. The transcript is spliced from 11 exons. NCBI's taxonomy places the organism in Eukaryota, Metazoa, Arthropoda, Arachnida, Ixodida, Ixodidae. Gene Ontology annotation, biological process: neuron projection development. The record is from RefSeq and is a predicted model, not a curated record. Gene Ontology annotation, cellular component: cytosol. Bases 99 to 1532 code for a protein of 477 amino acids.
AAGCCUCAAGCUGGCCAAGGCCAAGCCCAGACGAGCCGUAUCGCAGUCGCGCAGCGCAUGGUUUGUUGUUUUUUGGAAAUUUGUUAGUGACAUUUGACAUGAGUGAAAGUUUUGACAGUUCAGCCUUACAGGUGUUGGAAAAUGCGCUUAUCGUGCCCAACAAGUUUAGUUACCUGCCCCUAAGAAGGUUGCACGUCUACAUGCGAGGCGUAGCUUUGGGACAGAACAGUGAGCUGGUGGCGGAGGAAACGUGGGUGUCGGUGCAGGCCAUCUCCGAGAGGCUCGUCGCGGAACCGCUGACUGCCGCUGUGUGCCGGCUGUCGGCCGAGCUCUUCCGUUUCCUGCGGAAUGCCUUCGCCGGAGACCCCGCAAACUCCGAAACCGCCCUUAGCCGCAGGAAGCUGCUGCAGAAUGUGGACUACUUGAUCAGAGCCCUGAUGGAACAGCGCUCCAAAGAACCCACUGACGAAGAGGCCACUGUGGCCUUGCGGUGUGGACUGCAGUGCUUCGGCAACUUGGUGGCCAGCUGGGAAGCUGCCCGAGAGCUUGUCUGGAACCUCACUUUCCUGUGGAGCACGCCAAUCUACCCAGCCCUGCUGUCCAGCGACGACGCCACCCUGAGGAUGUACGCCAGCAUGUUGCUGCACGGCUGCCUCCUCAAGGGGGCGCUGCUGCGGCUUUUCUUCUGGUCCCCGUGCACGGCCGAAGUGGUCACGUGCCUGACCCGGAUGAUGGCUGACGUCGAGUCCGAAUGGAGCCUGUUCUUGCUCGAGAUGUUUUUGACGCACGAGAACUCGCCAGUCAUCUUCGGGAAGCUGCCCCGGCAGGCACGCUGGGUGGUACUCGACGUCGCCGUGGAACAGGUGCAGAAGAAGGACGGCCAGGCGGUGCAUGCCGACUUCUUGGACCACCUAUGUGCCUUCCUGCAGAGGGAGUUUGAGGACGUCGUGGCCGUGCCCCACUGCAUCGAGGAAGGGAAGCUGGAGCCGAUCCAGAUCAGCAAGAUGCUGAACGUGCUGUGCGAGGCGUCUUGCAAUGAGAACUUCUCUCAGCUGAUCGAACCGAAGCAGGGGCUGCUGAAGGCGACAUUAGGUGUUCUCAAGGUUGUACACUUGUUGGGCAAGUCCGGCAACAAUGCGUUCACGCCCGCCCCCAAGCUGGACGACCUUGUGAAGGCCGAGGAAGCCGACUCGGACGUGGACCCGCGCAGGAACUUCAAGAAGGAGCUCGUCCGUCUGGUUGGCAACAUGAGCCACCACUCCAGGGCCAACCAGGACCUGGUCAGGCAGGUCGAAGGAAUUGCUUUACUGCUGGAUGUCUGCAAUUUGGAUGCCAAGAAUCCAUACAUCAUUCAGUGGGUAGUUCUGGCCAUCAGGAACCUGCUGGAGAACAACCCCAAGAACCAGGAAGUUGUUGCGGGCUUGGUUAACAAGGGAAUGGUCACGGACGCCCCUCAAUUGCAGGAGCUCGGCAUCAGCCUCGAUCUGCUUUCGCUGACCAGAGAAGGGAUGUCUCCCGGCCGCCCCGAAUGACUGCGUCGAGGUCUCCCAAUAAACGCCCUUUGCACCUCUUGCCCAUUUGGAAACAA